UGUCAAUAUAAAUAACCCAUAAUGCUUUGCGAAAUUUUUUUCCACAAGUAAACGUCAACUCUGGGAAUGCUAAUUUUUCCAUUGAUAACUUAGAGUUUACGGAGUAAAUCAUAAUAUUGUAUUAUUAGGUUUCAAUUUAAAUAAGCAUUGGUCAUCGUAACAAGAAGUAUAAAACAUGGCAACAGGGGAGUGUGUAAAGGUCAUCGUAAGAUGUCGGCCAAUGAAUGCAAGGGAAAAUGACCUGAAAUGUAAAUGUGUACUACAGAUGGAUGGUAACAGGGCCCAGUGCGCCAUAACAAACCCACAUGAUGCUAAGGCACCACCAAAAAGUUUUACAUUUGAUGGAUCGUAUUUUGUUGAUUCAACGACAGAAAAUAUCUACAAUGAGAUAGCAUAUCCACUUGUCGAGGGUGUCACAGAAGGUUAUAAUGGAACAAUAUUUGCCUAUGGACAGACUGGUUGUGGCAAGUCAUUCACGAUGCAGGGUAUUCCAGAUCCACCAACUCAACGAGGUAUUAUUCCCAGAGCAUUUGAUCAUGUAUUUGAGACUGUAUCCUGUGCAGACCAGACAAAGUUUCUGAUCCAUGCCUCAUACUGUGAAAUUUACAAUGAAGAGAUACGUGAUCUUCUUGGCAAGGACAUCAAGGCAAAGCUAGAUCUUCAUGAACAUCCAGAGAAAGGAGUCUAUGUCAAUGGUCUUUCAACACAUCCGGUACAUAAUGUUGUUGAAUGUAACAAAAUCAUGGAAAAGGGUUGGAAGAACAGAUCAACCGGAGCCACAUUGAUGAACGCUGAUUCCUCGCGAAGUCAUUCCAUAUUUACCAUCAUGUUAGAGAUGAUGUCGGCUGAUGAAGCUGGUGAGGAACAUAUACGAGCAGGAAAGCUAAAUCUUGUAGAUUUAGCGGGUAGUGAAAGACAAGCAAAAACAGGGGCUACCGGAGAUCGUCUGAAGGAAGCCACCAAAAUCAAUUUGUCUCUAUCGGCUUUGGGUAAUGUAAUUUCUGCAUUAGUCGAUGGAAAAUCCAAACAUAUACCAUACAGAGACUCGAAACUUACUCGUCUUUUACAAGAUUCUCUUGGCGGGAACACAAAAACACUGAUGGUUGCUUGUCUGUCGCCGGCCGACAAUAAUUACGAUGAAACAUUAAGUACGUUGAGAUAUGCUAAUCGUGCGAAGAACAUUAAGAACAAGCCCAAGAUCAAUGAGGAUCCAAAAGAUGCUCUGCUCAGACAAUAUCAGGAGGAGAUAGAGAGGUUGAAGGCCAUGUUGAUGGGGCAGAUACCUAUGCCAGAGGGGGGAUUUACAGAUGUUAUGGCUGGUGACACCAGUCAGAUGUCAAGUCGGUCAAAGGGAUCAGAUGACUCAGCUCGUCUGGAAUUAGAAGAAGAAAAGAAGAAGAUAAAAGAGGACUAUGACAGGAAGUUGGAGGAAAUGCAACAACAAUAUGAAACAGAGAAAAUAAGCAAAGCAAAACUUGAACAGGACAUGAUGAAAUUACGGCAGUUUUAUGACAGCCGACUGGCAAAUGUUGACGGACAAAUUGAGAAACUUCCCACAACCGCCGAAAAAAAACGCCAAAACACAAAUGAUUCUCAACAAAUGCGUGUGAUGGCAUUCCAAAACUUGAUGGAAGCUUUCAAGCUUGCCACUGAUCAGAAAAUGACGUUACCUCCACAAAGUAAAGGUGAGGAUGUUACAACAGUACCUGGUGUUUCAGCUCAGCAAGCUGGGCAACAGCCACAGGGUGGGUCUCAGCCAGCUGGGAAACAGUCACAGGGUGAGACACAGCAAGUUGUUGUGGUUCCUGUCCUCAAUCCAGAUGGAACUCCUGCCAAGGAUGCAGAAGGACAUGUUAUUACAAAAACAGAGUAUGUGACAAAGACAGAAUAUGUUAAUGUUGAACAGAAUGGAGAAGUUGGAGGGAGGCCCAGCUCUGUGAUGGGAGAACGUCUACCAUCAGGCCCAGAUGUCGAUGAUGUGAGACUCCAGAGUGUUAGUGGAUCUGAAGACCUGCAGGCAUCUACAAGCAGUAAGGGUUCAGUUUUUGCCCCUAAUGCUCAGGUACCUACACAGGCAAAGGAGAAAACAGCCAUACAACACCCUGACCAGGACAAAAAAGUUACCAUAGUGAAUGGACAGAUGGUGAUACGGUCUACAACAGCUUCUGGAGAUGAGAACAUUCUGGUACGACCUACGACUGCAGGAGGUCGCAAGGCUGCACCCGUCACAUCUGAAGAUGUAGCACCAGGGUCCUUGGCUCCAAGGUCUUCCCCAACUCAUUCAAGUAUGCAAGAACAGCUGAGAUUUCAGCAAAAUGAAGCUCUCAAAAGACUUCAGGAGUUGGAACAGCAGAUGGUUGGAGGAGAAAAUAGAGAGGACAAUGAAUUGAAAGAGAGAAGGAAGAAAAGAAAACAAUUUGCAGAUGAAAGAAAAAGAAAACUAGCAGAGGCUAUAGCCAACAUGGAUGAUGAUGGUAUCAUGCUGGAUAUCUAUGACCAGAUGGGAGAUAAACAGAAAGUUACAGAAAAAAGAUUGGAAAAAGAAAAGGAAAAGUGUGAGGGGUUGAAGAGAGAAGUUCUGGACUUACAAUCAGAGUUCGAGUUUGAGCGCAUAGAUUAUCUUGAUUCUAUACGCAAACAAGAAAAAGAAAUAAAACUUUUACAAAAAAUAAUAGAUGUGAUACAUCCAUGUUUGCGUAAAGAUUGUAACUAUAGCAACCUGGACAGAAUAAAAAUGUUAAGUAAGUGGGAUGAAGAUGAACAGAAGUGGAUAAUGCCAGGAUUGAAGAUAGAGAAGACUGCCCUACCAGUUACAGGUACCACACUACCUACUGGAGUGAAUGGUCACAGAAGCCCACGGAUGGUAAAUGGUGACUAUGAUGACUUUGAGGACAGAUUUAGACAUAAAAUCAUGCGCAGUGAGGACAAGACGGGUAACUAUUUCCAGACAAAACGGCCCAGUCAGCUGGUCUCUGAGCCACUUACAAAAGUUGACAUGUCUGAAGUGAAAAGAAACUAUAACAUACAGCCACAAAAUGUUUUACCAAUGAGCAAUGGCUUUGGUGGUCGUAAUAGUUUAGUGGACAUGGAUGAGCCCAUGAGUAGUGGACUAAAGGCGGCAAAAGUCCAUGGGCAGGUCAUGAAUGAUGAGGGAGUUGUCAGAAAACCGACAAGGUUGCAGGCACUAGGGCCUGUAGGGAAAAAGGAGAAAAGGAAGAAGAAAAAUAAUUACGACGAUGGUUAUUGAUGAAAGGGAACAUGUUAGAAAAUCUGUUUUUGAACUUUAUACUGUUUAGCUACUUUUGUAGAAAAGACAGAAAGUAGGUAUUGGUAGCCCAGUAUAAAACUAUUGUAACUGCUUCAUGAUUUAUGUGCAGUUAGAAUAGUUUUGCACUGCGACAAUGUAUCAGUUGUCUUUCUGUUUCACUGGCAGAUUAAUUCUAGAGGUUUUCUAUGACAGGUAACCAGAUAACACUGAGUGUUUUAGAAGUUUGUGUUUAUUUUUACAGAAUGCAGUUUAUUUAUUAUCUCAGUUUUUUUCCAGGUUAAGCCUGUAACUUUUAUUUUGUUAGACAUCUGGAAUGGAGCAACAUCUUUGUUAACAUUUUUAUGACUUUUUGUGCCCCCCUCCCCCAUGAGUGGUGGGGGCAUAUAGAUUUGGUCUUAUCCGUGCGUGCGUCCGUCCAAAGUUCGUGAUUGCCUACCUCGAAAAGUAUUUGAUAUAAAUUGAUGAAACCUUGCAUGAGUCUUUAUCAUGAUAUGAACUUGCACACCUCCUAUUUUUGGUCUGGCCCCUAUUUUCAGAGUUAUGGCCUGUGAAAUAGUCAAAAAUGCACUUUUUUCACCUAAUUAUGUGCAUAGUUCAAAAAGUAUUAGAUGUAAAUUCAGGAAACCUUACUGGAGUCUUUAAUGUGAUGUGACCUUGCUAACUUGGCAUUCUUCUUGGAAUCUUAGCUCUUAUUACAGAGUUAUAGCCCUUGAAAUAGCCAAAAUAGUGGAUUUUUGUUUGUGAUGCUCAUAGCUCAAAAAGUGUAGGGACUAGAAUAAUGAAUGCUUUUCAUAAAAUGUUUGUUGAGGCUAUACCCCAUUAAGACUGCAAAUAUUUGAAUUAUUGCCCCUUAUUUGUGACAAAUGUACCAGUUGGGGGCACACCCUGUGUCCUACAGACACAUUCUAGUUAAAUAUUACCCCCAAUUUUGUAAGUUACUAGUAAUGCAGAAAAUGUUGAAAACAGUAUCAAUAAAUGAAAUGCAAAGCAACUUCAGUCUUUUAAGUUCUUUCAUGUUCUAAAAUGGCGUAAGUGCAAUGAAAAAUAUAACAUUUUACUUUUCAUAAAAUAAUGAUAACUGAGUGUGAAUUUCAUCCAGUACAGAAAGUUAUAAAGAUUCACAUGUCAUCAUAUCAGUAACAUGCACAUAUUUUCUUUUAUUAUAUACCUAUAAAAAUUCUGUAAAAAAAUCAGCUUGUAUUUCACAAUUAAAUAUGAACAGACAGACAAAAAUUCCGUAUUGUUCCUUUUAAAUUCUGUAUUGUACCUUCCGUAUUGUAUGCUGCUGGACUAUUUUCAUUAAUAUGCAUGACCCGGCACAUUUCUAUAAAUAGCGCACAUAAAAACUUCUCUAUUAUUAGUUCCAUUUAAUAUCGAUAAACACUGAAGAUUUUGUUCAAGAACAAAACAAGAAUCAAAAUGGUAAAGGUAUAUAAUAAAAGGGUCAUUAUAACAGUAGCUAGAUCUGGGACUUUGUAUUCAGCUCUCGUGGAUUUUGCAAGGUUGGAUCACACCCGGCGCUUGCGCGCCUCGUGAGAUCCAAUCUGGCAAAAUCCACUCGAGCCGAAUACUGCAUCCCAGAUCAAGCUACUGUUAUAAUAAUCCUAUUAUAUUCAUUUAAAAUGUCAAAGCUUUAUUUUUAGAACUGAUCAGAAUGAUAUCAUGUUAUUUUUAGAACUGAUAUAUGUCACUGCAUGCUAUUUUUAGAACUUGUAAUGUGAUUGGAUGUUAUUUUUAGAACUGAUUACUAUGAUUGCAUGUUAUUUUUAGAAGUGAUAGUCAAUGUGAUUGGGUGAUACACAUUCACAUUUAUAUUUUGUAAUUGUAUUUUUAUGCUUUUGUUGUCCAUCCAUAUAAGAGAAAAAAAAAGCAUUGAAAAAAUACAAGCCAAGAGGGUAAAUUAAAUCUGAUAUUACAAGACUUAGGUUAAAACUUUCGAGCUUUUUAAGUGUAAUAAUGUACUGUAUUAAGUAUGCAUGUGUACAUAAGGCUCUCGGGCUUAGUCGUAUUAGUUUAGGGAGAGGAUACAGAUCACUGGGUCUUGACUUGAUCUCCAGGUGAGGCCUAUGUUCACCCUUAUGACUUGGUUAAAGACACUGCAUCUGAAGUCAUUUCGUCCUCCACCUCAGAUUCAUGUGGAGAAGUUUGCACUUACUGGUGGAGAACAGAUUAAUACUGGUACAGAAUCCAGGAACACUGGUCGGGUUAACUGCCUUCAUCUGUAUAACUGAAAUACUGUUGAAAAACAAUGCUAAACCCAAAACAAACAAAAACAUUUGUAUAUACAUGUAUUUUCACAGUAACUUACAUGUAUAAGUAUGAUACAGUCUUGUAUGCAGCAACAGCUCAAUUUUAGCUCUUUGAAUCAGUUUAACAGCAAACUUACCUACAUAUAGCAUUGAAAUGGAAAACAGGGUUUCCUUUACUCAGUAUAAUUUUGUCUCCUGGCUCUAAGCACAAUAAUAAUGUUUAUAUUUUGUGAUUGAUACCUUUACUAUUAGUAUGUUAGAGCAGAAAUUUGUUGAUCAAAUUCUGUGGGUAGUGACUGCUGUUUCACUAGAAAUUGUAAAAAUUUAAUGUUUGUUAACAAUCUGCGGUUUUAUUAUACAAGAUAUAUUUGUACAAAAGUGUGACAGAUUAAAAUGUAUGUGAUUAUAUUAUACCAAGACUUUUCACAAAUUUGAUACCAAUUUCACAUGUUUGUAACAAAUCAUAUCAAAUAGGGUAGUCUGGAAAUGUCCGUCCAUGUAAUUGAAUGUCUGUUCCCAAGUACACAAUGUACAUUUUAUUUUCUUUAUUUGAUUUGGAAUAUUUUGCAUAAAAGUGCUGUAAUAUAUGACUUUAUGACUUUAUUAUUGAUUCUUAUUUAUGAUGUGUCUGUGAACAGUAACAUAUUUAUUUUGGUUGUGAUUUGCAUAAUAAAUACAACAUAUUUGAAAACUACAUAUUGAAUAUACGUAUCACACAAAAGUAUAUAUUUAUUCCAUGCAUGAAUGUAGUAUUUCACCAUCACCAAACAGUUAUAAAUUUGCAAUGACAUUAUAAUUUAUAAGUUGCACGACAAUGGUACAUUGGUGUAUGGGAAGUAGUAAUUUAUUUAGAAAACAUUGUUCCAGUUCAAGAAAUGAUAUCCUUAUAUGUGUUUUUCUUAUUUAUGCAAGAAGGGUAUGUAACAGAAUAUUUAAGACUUAAAGAGACUUGCUUCUAGAUUAACGUAACAGUAUGUUAUCUUUUCAAAAUAGAUGAAAAUAUCGUAGGUGAAUGAGAUUGAAGUUGUUAAUACUUUUAAUAUACUGUACAAAGUUCACUAAAGCACUACAUAAUAUUUCUAAUAAUUGUACCCUAUUACCAAAGGGGUAAAGAGAAUUUUCAGUAUGUUCACAAUUUAACAAACAUGUUUUUGAUACAGAUAUUGGCCAUGGAAGUUUUCUUUUUCAGUAGCAAUAUAAAUCAUAAUGUAGUGCUUUCUUUUUUUACAAAAUGUUUAAUUAAUCUGGAAGUGAGUCCCUUUAAAUAUUGGACUUGAAAGUAAAUACAUUACUCUGUGUUUAGGUGACAGUUUUCCAGUUUUCUGAGAUCAUGUAUAAUGAGUUUGACAUUAGCAGUAAACUUAUGCAAUGAAACCUUUUAAGAAAAUAAAUAAAAUAAUACAUUUGUUUAAUUUGUUAAUGGCUGGAACAAGCUAAGCACCUUUAGAGUUGGAAAUAAUGUUAGAUAUUUGCAUUCUUUUAAUUGUAUCUUUACCUUUAUUAAGUUCAUACUUUUCUUACUUUGUUUGAUAUGGAAACAACAGAAACAAAAUGUUCAUGCUGUCUCUUUUGUAACUAUUUGCUGCGAUCUUACAGCAUUUAGUUUGAUAACUCUCAUGUCAUGUUAAUGUUUUUGUAAUUGUAAAGUAAUCAUGUGUUUUAUUAAAUCAAGAGUGUUUUUUCAUGUUAAAGCUACAUUAUACAUUGAAGUAUAAGUAAAAUUUAAGAAAAUGAAUCAUUUCAUUUUACAUUUUAAAUUCAAUGCAUUUGUAUUUUUAUCGGAUAGCUCUCUAGCUACUUAAAUCUUUUGAAAAUAAUUGACCUUUUUAGCAAAGUUUCUACCAAAUUAUUGUUCUGUCUCCUUUUUCAUUUUUGGCUUGUCGUUUUUGACCAAUUUUCAUAAUUUCUAAAUAGGCAAAACGUAAAUAAAUACCAAUAAAAUGAAUGUUAUAGCCACACAUUUUUUUUCUAAGGAACACUCUUCAUAUAAAAAGAACAAUAUUAUCAUUCCUUAGUCAACAAAACACCUCAAAAUAACACCUACAAGACAUAUAUUGGCAGAUGUUCUGUGAUAUAUUGAUUUAGUAUGUUUUACAUGAAAAGCAAUUUUCAGGACCAAAUCAAUCAGUCAUAUGAUUUUUUUUUACAGCUUAUUUUGACGACACCAUAUUCACUUUUUAAAUGUUUUAAAAUAUGUACUUUUAUAUAAAAGUAUCUCAACCAGACACACAGUUUGGCUUCUGUAGUAUUCUUUAAGUUUUGACAAAUGAUUUGUUAUGUACAUACUUGGGUACAUAAUGUCAUGGUGAAGAAAAAUGAAUUAAGGGAAAUUUUUGGAUAUUGUCUAAAUAUAAAAAAAAUGAGCUUUACAUGUGUGUUACAUCAAAAGUCAGUCGAAAAUGUUUUUAAAUCGAAAAUGUUAAGUUUUAUUAUUAAGUAGGCUGUAUUUUUAUCGGUCAAAUAUCAGUAUAUGCUGUAUGUAGAUGUAGCAUCACGUAGAUGUUCCUGUUAUAAACUUUAUUUUUCUAAAGAUUUUUUUUUAUGUCCCCCUUUGAAAAAGGAGGGGUAUAUUGUUUUGCAGAUGUCCGUCGGUAGGUUGGUCUGUCGGUCGGUCGGAAUGUAGACCUAUCCGUUUCCGGAUGAUAACUCAAGAACGCUUGGGCCUAGGAUCAUGAAAAUUGAUAGGGAGGUUGGUCAUCACCAGUAGAUGACCCUUAUUGAUUUUGAGGUCUGUAUAUCAAAGGUCAAGGUCACAGUGACCCUGAAUAGUAAAACGGUUUCCGGAUGAUAACUCAAGAACACUUGGGCCUAGGAUCAUGAAAGUUGAUAGGGAGGUUGGUAAUAACCAGCAGAUGAACCCUAUUGAUUUUGAGGUCAGUAUGUUAAAGGUCAAGGUCACAGUGACCCUGAACAGUAAAACAGUUUCCGGAUGAUAACUCAAGAAUGCUUAGGCCUAGGGUCACGAAAAUUGAUAGGGAGGUUGGUCAUGACCAGCAGGUGACCCCUAUUGAUUUUGAGGUCAGUAUGUCAAAGGUCAAGGUCACAGUGACCAGGAACAGUAAAAUGGUUUCCAGGCAAUAACUCAAGAACGCUUGGGUCUAGUGUCAGGAAAAUUGAUAGUUAGGUUGGCCAUGACCAGCAGAUGACCCCUAUUGAUUUUGAGGUCAUUAGGUCAAAGGUCAAGGUCACAUUGGCCAGGAACAGUUAAAUGGUUUCUGAUCUUCUUGUCCAAAACCAUAGGGCCUAGGGCUUUGAUAUUUGGUUUGUAUCAAAAUCUAGUGGUCCUCUACCAAGAUUGUUCAGAUUAUUUCCCUGGGGUCAAAUAUGGCCCCACCCCUAGGGUCACAUGGUUUAUAUAGACUUAUAUAGGAAAACACUUUGAAAAACCUCUUGUACAAAACCACAGGGCCUAGGGCUUUGAUAUUUUGUAUAUGACAUCAUCUGGUGAUCCUCUACUAAGAUUAUUCAAAUUAUUCCCCUAGGGUCAAAUAUGGCUCCGCCCUGGGGGUCACAUGGUUUACAUAUACUUAUACAGGGAAAAACUUUGAAAAUCUUCUUGUCCAAACAGCAAAGUCUAUGGCUUUGGUAUUUUGUAAUGUAGCAUCAUUUAGUGGUUCUCUACCAAGUUUGUUCAAGUUAUCCCUCUCCAGUCAAAUAUGGCCCUGCCUCAGAGGUCAGAUGGUUCAUAUAGACUUAUAUAGGGAAAAACUUAGAAUCUUCAUGUCCAUAACUUACAUCAUUCAAAUUUUGACCACAUGGACCACAUGUAUAGUUUUGAUUGGCAAGAUGAACCUUGACAUGAGUUGACCUUGAUCUUGACCUAGUGACCUACUUUCACAUUUUUGUACCUACAGCCUUCAAAUUUGGACCACAUGCAUAGGUUUGUGUACUGAAAAAAACUUUGACCUUGUUAUUGACCUAGUGACCUACUUCCACAUUUUUGAAGGUACAGGUUUCAAAUUUGGACCACAUGCAUAGUUUUUUGUUCCAAAAUAAAGUUUGACCUUGAUUUUGACCUAGUGACCUAGUUUCACAUUUCUCAAGCUACAGCCUUCAAAUUUGAACCACAAGCGUACUUUUGUGUACUGAAAUGAACUUUGAUCUUGAGAUUGACCUAGUGACCUACUUUCACAUUUCUGAAGGUACAGACUUCAAAUUUGGACCACUUGCAUAGUUUUGUGUUCUGAAAUAAAAUUUGACCUUGAUUUUGACCUAGUGACCUACUUUCACAUUUCUCAAGCUACAGCCUUCAAAUUUGAACCACAUGCAUAGUUUUGUGUACCGAAAUGAACUUUGAUCUUAAGAUUGACCUAGUGACCUACUUUCACAUUUUUGAAGGUACAGGCUUCAAAUUUGGACUGCUUGCAUAUUUUUGUGUUCUGAAUUGAAAUUUUACAUUGAUUUUUAUCUAUUACCUACUUUCACAUUUCUCAAGCUACAGCCUCCAAAUUUGAAGCAUAUGCAUAGUUCUGUUUACCGAAAUGAACUUUACCUUGAAAUUGAUCUAGUGACCUGCUUUCACAUUUCUCAAGCCACCGCUUUCAAAUUUGGACCACAUACACAUUGUUUUGUACCUAAAUGAAAUUUGACAUUGAUUUUGACCUUGAGCUAGUAUUGAAAUUUGGAACAUUCAAAAAUGGCUCAGUGGCUGGCGCCAAGAUCAAUCUGUAAUCUCUUGUUAGGUUAAUAGGUUAAAGGUCAAGGUCAGAUUAAACCAGAAUGGUAGUACUUUUGUUUACAGUGAGCAUAUAAUUUCUGUUCCUUGUGCAAUUACUAAAUGCAUCAAGGGGGGCAUUUCGUGCUCGACGAGCUCUUGUUUAUUUUCAGACACUGGUAAUGGCAAAAAAAAUAAUAUGUAGAGAAACUACUUGUACUAGAUAUUUCAUUUAAAGGUGUCUUGUUGAAAUAACUUGUGUCUUCAUAUUUUAAAGUCUUGAAUGAUCUUUGUUUACAUUCCGUCCUGAUGCAGUAUUACAUAAUUAUAAUAUAUUCACCUCUGUGAUGAUAUUUUUGUUGUUGUUAAAUUAAUUGAAAUAAAAUUUGCUGUAUGAACUUGUUU
Messenger RNA from Mercenaria mercenaria, 10576 nucleotides. RefSeq names its product kinesin-like protein KIF17. Gene Ontology annotation, biological process: microtubule-based movement. The transcript has 19 exons. NCBI's taxonomy places the organism in Eukaryota, Metazoa, Mollusca, Bivalvia, Venerida, Veneridae. Gene Ontology annotation, molecular function: microtubule motor activity; ATP binding; microtubule binding. The record is from RefSeq and is a predicted model, not a curated record. The coding region runs from base 176 to 3247 and encodes 1023 amino acids.